Molecule: messenger RNA, 1580 nt
Organism: Pelecanus crispus (Dalmatian pelican)
Lineage: Eukaryota; Metazoa; Chordata; Aves; Pelecaniformes; Pelecanidae
Source: RefSeq, a predicted model, not a curated record
GAGUCAGAGUCUGAGAACAAGCUGGAUGGAGAGACAGCAUCAGACAGCGAAAGCAAAUCUGAAUUUGGAGGAUCCCUCCCGGUGCCGACAUCAGAUGACACUCCGGAGGUCCUGAACAGAGCUCUCUCCAACCUGUCCUCAAGAUGGAAGAAUUGGUGGGUAAGAGGCAUCCUCACGCUGGCAAUGAUCACUUUCUUCUUCAUCAUCAUCUACUUGGGACCCAUGGUCUUAAUGACGAUAGUGAUGUGUGUCCAGAUCAAAUGUUUCCAUGAGAUUAUCACUAUUGGCUAUAACGUGUACCACUCCUAUGACUUGCCGUGGUUCAGGACGCUCAGCUGGUACUUCCUGCUCUGUGUAAACUACUUUUUCUAUGGUGAGACUGUGACAGAUUAUUUCUUCACCCUGGUUCAGAGAGAGGAGCCCCUGCGAAUUCUCAGCAAAUACCACCGCUUCAUUUCUUUCGCCCUAUACUUAACAGGUUUCUGCAUGUUUGUCUUGAGUCUGGUGAAGAAACAUUAUCGCCUCCAGUUCUAUAUGUUUGGAUGGACCCAUGUGACGUUGCUAAUUGUUGUUACCCAGUCGCACCUCAUCAUUCACAACCUGUUUGAAGGAAUGAUAUGGUUCAUCGUCCCAAUUUCCUGUGUGAUCUGCAAUGACAUCAUGGCGUACAUGUUCGGGUUCUUCUUUGGCCGCACCCCACUCAUCAAGCUCUCCCCAAAAAAGACCUGGGAGGGUUUUAUUGGAGGAUUUUUUGCCACCGUUUUGUUUGGACUGCUGCUGUCCUACGUAAUGUCCGGGUACCGGUGCUUCACCUGUCCAGUGGAGUUCAACAACGACACCAACAGCUUCACAGUGGACUGUGAGCCAUCCGAGCUGUUCCAGCUACAGGAGUACAACAUCCCCUUGGUGCUGCAGUCCGUGGUGGGCUGGAAGACAGUCCGGAUGUACCCCUUCCAAAUCCACAGCAUCGCACUGUCUACUUUCGCCUCCCUCAUUGGGCCAUUCGGAGGCUUCUUUGCUAGUGGAUUUAAGAGGGCCUUCAAAAUCAAGGACUUUGCCAACACAAUCCCAGGGCACGGAGGUAUCAUGGACCGCUUUGACUGUCAGUACCUGAUGGCUACCUUUGUUAACGUGUACAUCGCAAGUUUUAUCAGAGGUCCUAACCCAAGCAAACUGAUCCAGCAAUUCUUAACGUUGCGGCCAGACCAGCAGCUCCACAUCUUCAACACGCUAAAAGCACACCUUGUUGACAAGGGUAUGUUAGGUAGUUUGGAGGAGGCAUAGACAGCCGGGCGAUUGGAACGGGACUGCAAACAGACAAGCCUCCUCGAGGAAAUUCCUGGCUUGCCUGAUUUAAGACAAUAACAAGGCCUCAUUUCACUGUAACUUUUCUUCCUUUCUUGGUAAAUGUUUGCAUUUGUGGGUUUUUUUAAUAAUAUAUUUAUAUAGCUUGGGUUCAAAUGAGCAAAUCUUGGCUUCGUAGCUGAAAAGGAGUUAAGGCUUGGAAGGACUGUUGGGUGAAGUAGGAGGGUACGACUGUCCCCGUGGGCUGUUCUUAACCUUCGAUGCAUGUGGGCAGA